Mya arenaria is the source of this 2736-nucleotide messenger RNA. RefSeq lists its product as uncharacterized. The record is from RefSeq and is a predicted model, not a curated record. NCBI's taxonomy places the organism in Eukaryota, Metazoa, Mollusca, Bivalvia, Myida, Myidae. The transcript has 6 exons. The coding region runs from base 1 to 2736 and encodes 911 amino acids. Gene Ontology annotation, molecular function: oxidoreductase activity; chitin binding.
AUGCCUCUUCCUGGUGGACUGCAGGAGUGUUUCUCGCGCUACUCCGAGCGAACGUCCAUCACAGAGACGGUUGGGGAGUCCAUAGCCUCGUUCUGUGUAGGGCAGUACACGUGGUCGGCGGCCAGGGAACACGGACUGCCGGGAUUCAACAUCUCUAGGCAGGCAUACACGUGGGUACAGGGUCUGGUUACGCGUUCCAGCCUGGGAAGAUCGAAGCGACAGGCGGUAAGGCUGAGGAUCCGCAAGGAAUACCGCCGGAUGUCAGACCUUGAGCGCGCCACAUUUCACAGGGCUGUCAACAUGCUCAAAGCUGACACGACCGUGGCCCCGAAUAUGUACGACGCGCUGGCGGCCAUUCACCAGGGAAUCAUGACGACUGCGGCUCACGGCGGACCCAACUUCCUGGGAUUUCAUAGGGUCUACCUCUUGAUGUUUGAAAAUGCUCUUCGUCAGAAGAUUCCCUCAGUUACCGUACCGUACUGGGAUUCCACGUUAGACCAGCCAAUGUUCAAUCCGACCCGGUCAGUUAUUUUCACCAACUCCUUCUUAGGCAACCCCUUCGGUAUGGUCCGGACUGGCCCUUUUGCGGGCUGGACCACAUUGUCCGGACCGCUCAUCCGAAAUUCUGGUCAGUCCGGACAACUGUUCAGCAGUGCGCAGAUUGCGAGGAUUCUUUCAAACGUCAGAGUUGCGCAAAUUACGGAACCCAAUGCGCACCUGAAUACCAGUCUGGAGUUUCUCCAUAACCAGGUCCAUAUCUGGAUAGAUGGACAGAUGGGUUCGCUGGAAACCGCCUCCCACGACCCUAUAUUUUGGAUGCAUCACGCGUACGUUGAUUACGUUUGGGAAUUGUUCCGUCGUAAUCAACGUCGCUUUGGAAUCGAUCCCACCACAGACUACCCAGCAUUUGUGAAUAACUCUAUGCACAUGGCUGCGUUUCCAAUGGGCCUCGCAAACUUCCGGAACAUUGACGGCAUGAGUGAAGUUUUUACGUCAAGCAUCUACACAUACGAGACGUCACCGUCAUGUUCUCAGCGGAUGCCGGAUUGCGGGUCGCCGUACCUGAGAUGCGUCCGAAGAGGGUUUCGUCCACUAUGCGUUUCCGUGGACUGGUCGGGAGCCCCACGCUUUAAUCCACUACAGCAUACCGUGUUUGGUGUUGCGUCAAGGAUGGCCGCGCAAGCUCAACAGAUCGCUUUGAUGAAUACUGCACGUGCUGCGCAGGCACAGAGGACACUGCAAAUGCAGAUCGCACAACGACGGAUAACCGAACAGCGCUUACAACAGCAGCGGAUGAUAAUGUCGCGACGGCGGAACAGGUUACCAUUGGCACCCAUGUCGCAGUUGGGGCCUGUCGGAGAGGCUGAAGGGGGCGGCGCUGAUGAUGCCCUUGAAACGCAACGACUCCUGCGACGAAGAGCUGCCCUUCUUAGAAAGAGGAAUGCCCUGUCACGGAAGAUUCGUAGAAUAAGAGCCGCGAUGCUCACCGAUCCUAGAGGAAGCGCUUUCGACGAGUCAAAGAUCAUUAUCAAUAACGCGUUUUUAAAGAAACAACGAGUACCAGCAGAGUUGCCGAACAGUAGGCUACCGAUCCCGCAAAAUGUCCAAAACACCACAAACUCCAUUCCGCCGCUCGAUCAAUCAGUGUCGACUUGUCCGGCAUUGCCGGUGACUCAGGGAUAUCAAAACACUUUCAACAUGAACGGACACAGCAACAUUCGCCAAUGGGUUUACGUUCCCGUAAAAAUCGUGUACCAGCGUCCGCCGACAUUUUCAAGUUACUCCUCUUUUCCUAUCGUGGACGGAGAGGCGGAAGCAGAAGACAUUUACUCUUCUGCCGCCAAUCCAAGCAUGAGGAACUUCCUGCAGAUGGGCAAGCCGGCGUCAUAUUCCCGUUGUGUUGACCAGGAGAGCGGUGCCGGCCGAGUUUACGUUACGUCAAAAGGAUUAAACUACAUGGGAACGUACAAAGAGUACGCGGUAGUUGAUCACAGACUGGCGAUUUCUAUAGCAACGGCGUAUGUUGCAGUUAAAUCUCCACAGUUUGGGGCGUCUGAGGUGUUUCUGAGUGCUUACGACUCAUGCGGGCGCGUCUGUCAGCCAUAUUGUAAACUGGCGAGUCAGCCUGAUUUCCAGAGAUGUACCGGGGCGUUCCGUGUGACGUCAACAAUGCCGCGCCUGUACGGUGCUAAUUACGGUGACGCCGUGACUCAUUUAUGGCAGUUCAAACGUGGCGACUACUGUCCGAUGAUGCAAGACAACAACAUAUACAUACAGUUCCAUUGUAGCUAUAGAGAUACAUGGCCGUUCGGUGCAACCGGAAGUGGGUCGCCUGUGUCAUUAGGAGACAGAGGUGGCGGCGGACAGGGAACACACGCAGGACAUCCUGCAGGGAUGGCGGAGGUUGCACCAGAGGUCGAGCUUGAGGCACCAGAAGUCCCUGCGUUUCCAACAGCGGGCACCUCCGGUGUGAGUCAUGUGAUUCCUUCCGGUGUCCAAGGAUGUCACGUUGGCAACGGUUGUGUUGUAUCAUCUGGAUGUCAAAUGUGUCAAGAGGGCAAAAAGUUCCCAUGCGUUGGCUCGUGCGACUCCUACGCCACAUGCCAACACGGGAAACUCGUUCCAAGCAUGUGCUCGAGCAAUUUAUGGUUUGACCCGGCGCAAGGUCAAUGCGUGCUAGGUCACUGCUUUAACAACCAAAAACAAUGGUGGCAUACCGGAAGUGGCUGGAAAUAA